This is a messenger RNA of Dryobates pubescens (Downy woodpecker), 571 nucleotides long. It is a transcript of the gene PDE6G, whose product is annotated as phosphodiesterase 6G. The record is from RefSeq and is a predicted model, not a curated record. Gene Ontology annotation, biological process: positive regulation of epidermal growth factor receptor signaling pathway; positive regulation of G protein-coupled receptor signaling pathway; visual perception. Gene Ontology annotation, molecular function: cGMP binding; 3',5'-cyclic-nucleotide phosphodiesterase activity. NCBI's taxonomy places the organism in Eukaryota, Metazoa, Chordata, Aves, Piciformes, Picidae. Bases 206 to 469 code for a protein of 87 amino acids. Gene Ontology annotation, cellular component: photoreceptor outer segment membrane. The transcript is spliced from 4 exons.
CCCAGCACAGGAUAAAUCUGCCCUCCCCUAAAAGCCACCCAGAGUGUCUACAGGACGUGUGCUCGUGGGAGGAGGACGGAGGUCUCCUGUGGAGCAGCACUGGCCUUGGGGACCACAGCAGCUGUGUUGAGGAGUCAUCCUGUGCCAGCACCAGACCCACAGGGACAACCGUGACGUGGGGUAGGCUGCCAGCCCUGGCCCAGCCAUGAGUCUGGAGCUCCCCAAGCUGGAGAUCAAAUCAGCCACGAGGGUGACAGGAGGACCUGCCACCCCUCGCAAAGGGCCACCCAAAUUCAAGCAGAGGCAGACAAGGCAGUUCAAAAGCAAGCCCCCCAAAAAGGGGGUGCAGGGGUUUGGUGAUGAUAUCCCAGGCAUGGAGGGGCUGGGAACAGACAUCACCGUCAUCUGUCCCUGGGAAGCCUUCAGCCACCUGGAGCUGCAUGAGCUGGCCCAGUACGGCAUCAUCUAGGCAGGCCAUGGGCACCCAGCCCAUAGGGCUGUGUAGGUAGAAGCCAUCCCACCCCUGUGGCGAGGCUCAGCCUGGAGAAAUGUUCAUUAAAGCCCAGAAUGA